UGAUGGUGAUGGUGAUGGUGGUGAUGAUGGUGAUGAUGGUGAUGGUGAUGAUGGUGAUGAUGAUGGUGGUGAUGGUGAUGAUGUGUCUAGAUAAGCAGGGUACAGAGCUGAGCCAGCAGUACACAGAGUGGAGUAGACAGUUGACCCAGAGACACAUGAAACACAUCGAAGACCUGCAGACGGAACUACAGACACACACAGAGAUGAUGGCCCUGCAACAGGACUUGAAGCAGCAGAAUCAGUACCAGGUGUUUGAGCGUCAGCUGGAUGAGAGUCGCUGUGCCGUUCUGGACCUACAGAGGGAGAACACUGUACUGAGGUCGGGAGAGGAGGCGAUGGGAAGAGAAAGAGAGCAGAAGGAGAGAGAGGAGGAAGCCCAACGACUGAGAGUGGAGGUGGACAGACUGAGAGAAGAGGUGGAGAAACUGGAAGAGGCUCAGAUACAACGGGAGGAACAGAAAGAAGAAGAGAUGAGAGAAGAGGAGGCGCGAAGAGAGAUGGAGGAGAAGAGGAGGGACGAGGAGAAGAGGACGGAGGAGGAGAACAGGAGAGAGGAGGUGAAGAGGAGAGAGGCCGAGGUUGAGGAGAAGAGGAAGGUGGACGAGGAGAAGAGAAGGAAGGCGGAGGAGGAGGAGAAGAGGAGGAGGAGGAGGAGGAGGAGGAGAGGAGAGAGGAAGUGAAGAGAGAGCACAGGAGAGCGAUGCAGAGUCUGGUGUGUGAAUACAGCAGCUGUCAGGCAGAGCUACAGACUCGCAUAGUGGCCCUGGAGACAGAGCUACGGGAGCGUGAGGAGAGGUGCAGGAGGAGGGAGGUUCCUCUCGGUGAUGAUCUCCAGAUGGGGAGACUACAGGAGAGACUCACUGAGAGGAACCAGCUCAUCAAACGCCUGGUGGAGGAACGACAUCAGCUGCAUCUUCAUCCUCCGGUUGCCGGGGGACAACGGAACCCUC
Messenger RNA from Oncorhynchus nerka (sockeye salmon), 950 nucleotides. RefSeq lists its product as uncharacterized. Bases 3 to 680 code for a protein of 225 amino acids. The record is from RefSeq and is a predicted model, not a curated record. Lineage: Eukaryota; Metazoa; Chordata; Actinopteri; Salmoniformes; Salmonidae. The transcript is spliced from 5 exons.